AUGGACAGAAUCAUGGCGCCGUCCGUGUUGCUGGUGGUGCUCUGCUUCGUCAGCUCGAGCUCGCUGCUGGUGAGGUCGCAGACGUCGACGGACUCGUGCGCUGCCGCGCUCAGCGUCGGCGGCCUCCCCUUCAACACCACCGGCCUCGACUGCUUCCAGGCAUGGACGACGCAGGACUUCGUCCUCAGGUUCGGGAAGGACGCGUCGGGGAGCAGCGUGUGGAACUUCGUGCUGUCGGCGCCGGACAGCGGCGGGUACAUCUCCGUCGGGUUCUCGCCGAACGGGCGGAUGGUGGGGAGCAGCGCGGUGGCCGGCUGGAUGACGUCCUCCGGCGCGGGCACGGCGGCGCAGUACUACCUCGGCGGGACGAGCUCCCGGUCGUGCCCGUCGGGCCAGGGGAAGCUGGCGCUGUCGCGCGCCGCGGGACCGACCAUCGUGUCGCAGGGCUCGAGGCUCUACCUCGCGUUCCAGUUCUCCGGCCAGCCGCUCACCGACCUCGUCUACGCCGUCGGCCCCAGCGGCAGCCUGCCGGGCUCCAACGGGCUGCUCCCGCAGCACCAGGACAUGACGAGCGGCACCAUCACCCUCCCCGCCGGCACCAGCGGCGGCGGUGGCGGCGGGAGCACAUCUAGCGGCGGCGGCGGCGGCGGUACGUACGCCAGCGACGAUGGCAAGGAGGGCGGCGAAGGGAAGGGCAAGAGUAACAGCAAGCACUCAGGAGACGGCGACGGCGACGAAGGGAAAGGCGGAACAAGGUCCUCGGCGUCCAGCUCAGCAGCGAGCGGCGGCGGCGGCGGCCUCAACUCGAAGCGGCGGCACGGCGUGCUCGCGGUGAUCAGCUGGGGCGCGAUGAUCCCCGCCGGCGUGGCGAUGGCGCGCUUCCUGAAGCGGUUCGACCCGCUCUGGUUCUACGCGCACGCCAUCGUCCAGGGUCUCGGGUUCGUGGUCGGCGCGGUGGCCAUCGUCGCCGGGUUCAGGCUCGACGACGAAGACGAGGUCGCUGCCCACAAGGCGAUCGGCAUCGCCGUCCUCGUCUGCGCCUGCCUGCAGGUGAUGGCGGUGCUGGCGAGGCCGAUCAAGGAGUCCAAGGUGCGCAAGUACUGGAACUGGUACCACCACUACGUCGGCCGCGCCGCCGUCGUCCUCGGCGUCGGCAACAUCUUCUACGGCCUGUCGCUGGCCAAGGAAGGGCAGGAGUGGAGCUACGUCUACGGCAUCUUCGUCGGCGUUUGCGCCGUCGCGUACCUCGUCCUCGAGGAGUGGAGGCGCAGGCAUUGAGCCGCCGCUUCCGUCGCCGCUG
This is a messenger RNA of Oryza brachyantha (malo sina), 1300 nucleotides long. Its product is annotated as cytochrome b561 and DOMON domain-containing protein At3g07570-like. The transcript has 3 exons. The record is from RefSeq and is a predicted model, not a curated record. NCBI's taxonomy places the organism in Eukaryota, Viridiplantae, Streptophyta, Magnoliopsida, Poales, Poaceae. The coding region runs from base 1 to 1278 and encodes 425 amino acids.